AUUUAACUCCUCCUCCUCCUAUAUAAAGCCUGCUCUCGAGUUGUCCGCUCAACUCAGUAUCGUCCUUCAUUCUACUUAUACGGCAGAGAGAGAGAGAGAAGGGGAAUGGUGUUCUUUUGUUUUCUAGUAGAUCAGAAGCGGAAGGUGAGUAACAAGAAACCUGCGGCAGGGAUCUGUUCGCGAUGCGGUGGCGGAGCCAGCGUUGCCGAUAUGAAAACGUUGACGAGAUUCUGUUACGUUCCAUUCUACUGCAAAUCUUGGCGAGCGAUCAUCUGUACCUUCUGUGGAGCCACUCUUAAAUCCUAUAGAUAGAUAGAUAGAUCAAAUAUUAGAGCUCCAGCUCUAUUUUAUUCUUACAUCGAUCUGUAUAUAGUGCCGAAGCUAUGCUAUUUCUUUCAAUUUCGAGUCCACAUACUCCUCAA
Messenger RNA from Nelumbo nucifera (sacred lotus), 422 nucleotides. RefSeq lists its product as uncharacterized. Lineage: Eukaryota; Viridiplantae; Streptophyta; Magnoliopsida; Proteales; Nelumbonaceae. The record is from RefSeq and is a predicted model, not a curated record.